AUGUUAAGCCCGAGUUCCGAAGCGAUCUUGAACGUGGUGGUGUACCCACGAGAUUCUGUCUUUUCAAAUGAGAAUGUGAUUGGCUGGUGCCUUGCAACACAUUCUUAUCUGUUAGGAUUGCUCAUGACAAAUGCAUUGUGUGAUUUAGCAUCUCAUUCCCCAACCACCUCUACCUCAUCAGACAAACCAAGUAGACUCAAGCGUUUCUCGCGCUGGACACAGUCUAUUUCUCUACUCAAUAAGCUCAGACGACCAAAACCCAAGCCAGAUAUCCGACGUCAGAGUAGCACCCAGGUCAGACAGGUCGAUGCCGAGUUGCCGAGACGAUUGUCGUACAGUAGCAAAAGUAAGCCGCAUCCUCCCCCUCCUGAAGAUGACGACCAGACCCUGGAACAGCCGACUAUAGAUAGACUGUAUGAAUCACCUACAAAGGUGCUUCCAACGCUGUCAUCACUAUCGCCUCCACCACGGCACACGAUGUCAAGGAAGAAUCGUAUCCAGAGUAUGCAGCUCGGCGACCUAGCAACCGUCCAUGUGGCUGUGCCUAUCCAACGUCCGCGCACCAUGGCCAGCCGACCUUGUGUACUCAGACUGUCCCUAGACGUGGAACAGCACUCCACACUCUCUCACGCAUCAACCUUGUCCAAUGAUAGCGAGGACAGGUCAAGUACAUACACCAGCCAAAGCGUCUCUAGACCUGGACUUGGCAGCAACCGCAGGUCGGAUCCAAUGACGCCCUUUCGUAGCGGAACUCUCGGUAGCAUCAGACAAUCCGAUCUCAGCAAUCAUAACGACUUUUUCGUCAAUAGAGCGAGCAGCCGUCUUUCGCUUAUCGAACGCCGCAGACGCCGCUCUCCUCAGACGGUUCCCGAUGAUGGCCGGCUCUUGCUGGCCCUCAGCGAUCACUCUUCUGUGACUGAUGUGGCCUGGCAAGAGAGAGGACUGAUCUCAUUCGACCGAGAUGUUUCUCGACAGGAAGCCAUGCUUGCUCUGGAAGGAAGACGGACAUCCGAUACCACCAUUUCAUCAUUUGGACGCGACAAACCAUCCUACGACAAUGACUUUUCAAUCAAUGACACAAGUCUCCGCCGUAGAUCUACACUAGACGAGCAGGAAGUCGUACGAAGACACCUGCUCGAAGACACCAGCCUUCAUAUCAUUCCCGAAAAUACCAACACACCCCCAUCGUCAGCAAACCUCAAGGCGCGCACUCCAUCGCUCAUCUACUUUCCUUCUUCACCGAGUUCUAUUGGGUCCAUUGAGCACGACAAUCACGAUUGA
Phycomyces blakesleeanus NRRL 1555(-) is the source of this 1281-nucleotide messenger RNA. RefSeq lists its product as hypothetical. The record is from RefSeq and is a predicted model, not a curated record. The coding region runs from base 1 to 1281 and encodes 426 amino acids. Lineage: Eukaryota; Fungi; Mucoromycota; Mucoromycetes; Mucorales; Phycomycetaceae. The transcript is spliced from 2 exons.